Vigna unguiculata (cowpea) is the source of this 1164-nucleotide messenger RNA. RefSeq lists its product as uncharacterized. Gene Ontology annotation, molecular function: RNA binding; structural constituent of ribosome. NCBI's taxonomy places the organism in Eukaryota, Viridiplantae, Streptophyta, Magnoliopsida, Fabales, Fabaceae. Gene Ontology annotation, biological process: translation. The record is from RefSeq and is a predicted model, not a curated record. Gene Ontology annotation, cellular component: ribosome.
AAAGCCUAAACGAAAAAAAUUGAAAUCAAUCAGAAAAGCAACGCACACAGAGACUUGCGCUGCUGCUCUUCUCUCUACCAACGUGCUGUUCUUCUUCUCUCCAGUGAGCGACGGCGGCUCUUUUCUUUGUCUUCACCGCCGACGAGGAAGGAACUCCUAUCCCCAGCCAGCGGCGUCUUCUCUUUUUCUUCACCGGCGUUAAGAGUGAUCUCUCGAGAAUCGUGAGCAAUCUGUAGCUGGUCUUCUUCAUCGUCUUGCUCGGCCUCACCCUCUCUUGGUCUGCCUCUGUCAAAAAGUGACUUCAAGCUUCAAGCCCUGGUUGCUGUUACCAAUUUUCUCUCUUCUGAGUGAAUCGUGAAAUGGGUUGGAAAGCAGCUGAAAAACUCAUUAGGCACUGGAAAGUUCUCAGAGGGGAUAAUGUAAUGAUAAUAAGAGGCAAAGAUAAGGGUGAGACUGGGACUAUUAAGCGUGUUAUUCGCUCUCAGAAUCGUGUCAUUGUUGAGGGUAAAAAUCUGGUGAAGAAGCAUAUUAAGCAAGGGCAAGGUCAUGAAGGGGGAAUCUUUGCAGUCGAAGCCCCACUCCAUGCCUCCAACGUGCAAGUUGUUGACCCAGUGACAGGGAAGCCUUGCAAGGUUGGAGUUAAAUAUCUUGAAGAUGGUACUAAAGUCAGAGUAUCCAGAGGAAUAGGAGCAUCUGGGUCUAUAAUCCCUCGUCCUGAGAUCUUAAAGAUACGAACUACCCCAAGACCUACUGUCCUUGGUCCCAAAGAUACUCCGAUGGAUCUUGUGCUAGAGAAGACUUACGAUGCUAAAACAGGAAGGGGAAUGCCUGAGCUUUAAGGAUAUUAUGUACCUUAUUCAAAUGAGUGAGUUGCUAUCACGAUGAACAAGAUAUGGAAAGAGUUUGUCACAUGUUUUGUUUACCGUGAUUUUGUGGAAUUGCUUUCAAAUUUUAAUGGUUUAGCCUGUGAUUUACUGAUAGCUAAAAACAAUUAAUAAUUAUUUUUAUCCUUUUCUAUGCAAUGGAUGUUAGCUCUUCUAAGGAUAGUCACAUAACUUUCACUCCACAAUUGUUAGAGUGAGUGAAACAGAGAAUCCCUUUGAUAGUUAUGGUUAUAGUGGGUGAAAUUAAUUGAUUUCAUCCAUUAUUCUUUGAUUUGAUCUC